AUGGAGGCUCUCAGUGGUAGUACCCAUGGAACACGAUGACGAUGGAGAUAAAUGGAACACGAAGCCGAAGGAAAUUUUUUUGCCACGUGGAAAGCCCAAUCAGGAUGUCCGUGCGGAUGACUGAAUUGCUGAUGUUGUUGCGAAACUGUGAAAGAAUUUGAUUAAUUUAUAUAUGGGUCACAUCGGGUCAACGCUCUUUUUCGAAGGAAAUUGCAUAGGAACGAUGCUAUUGCCCCAAGACAUUCGGAUAAAUCUACUCCUCUUAGGACUUAGAACUCCAUGUUUAAUGCGUAGUUCAAAUUUGGCAGGGCUGAAGGAGAAGGAAUCUCGAUUGCCCCACUCACGAUUCGGCACCGAAAACUGGGGUCUGGGGACAGGGUCGGGUAAUGGCUAGGGUUGCGCUUGACUAGGAUUCUGUCUUUCCGAGCAAAUAUCGUCGAUCUUCACUCUUUUGCAGUAUCCACUUAAAAAGAGGAAAUCUCACUUUUUAUUACCGUGCGAACGAAUUCAUCUAUUCCCUCCAAACGCUAGACCUCCGAGGAUUUGAAGCUUCUGUUGCUUACAUAAGUUAAAAUUUUUUCUUAGGGCAUAUGGAUUUCGUAGACAUGAAGCAAAGAACUCUGUGAUUUUCUAGAACCCGUGCGGCGGAAAUUCCUUCUUCAUCAUGAACGUCUCAAUAAUUGAUCCUUUGCAGGGAGAUUUUCCAGAAGUGAUAGAAGAGUUCCUGCAACAUGGAGUCAUGAAAUGUAUCGCCUUUAAUCGCCGCGGAACACUUCUCGCUGCUGGUUGCUCUGAUGGGAGCUGUGUUGUUUGGGAUUUUCAGACCAGGGGGAUAGCUAAGGAACUUCGGGAUAAAGAUUGUGUUUCUCCCAUAACAAGUGUCUGUUGGUCAAAGUAUGGUCACUACAUACUUGUGUCUGCCACAGACAAGUCCUUGACACUUUGGGACGUUGUGAGUGGUGAAAAGGUUACACGUACAACUCUGCAUCAAACUACAUUGCAUGCUUGUCUGCAUCCUGGUUCCAGCACUCCCUCUGUCUGCCUGGCAUGUCCACUCUCAUCUGCUCCUAUCAUUGUCAACUUGAACACUGGAAGCACAACUGUGCUUCCAGCUUCUGUGUUUGAUUCAGGCACCGGCACUGUACUGCCAUCAUGCAAUAGGUUUAUAGAUGGGUCUCUUCCUUUUACUCCAACUGCUGCAUGCUUUAGCAAGUAUGGGGACCUAAUUUAUGUUGGGAAUUCCAGAGGAGAAAUACUUAUAAUUGACUACAAGGACAUUCAAGUGCGUGGAAUUGUUUCAGUUCCCGGUGCUGCAGUUAUUAAGAAUAUUGUAUGCAGUAGGAAUGGACAGUACCUUCUUACAAAUUCAAAUGACCGGACAAUCAGAAUUUUUGAGAAUCUUCUCCCCCCAAAAGAUGGUCCAAGGGCUAUUGAUCAACUGUGCAGUACCAUAGGUGAGCUGCAAGGUGUUGAGAAGCUAAAGGCAGUCGGGUCAAGGUGCUUGGUAUUUUUUCAUGAGUUUCAGGAUUCUGUCACUAGGAUCCAAUGGAAAGCACCUUGUUUCAGUGGUGAUGGUGAGUGGGUUGUUGGUGCUUCUGCUAACAAAGGGGAGCACAAGAUCUACAUAUGGGACAGGGCAGGACAUCUGGUAAAGAUCCUUGAAGGUCCCAAGGAAGCAUUGACAGAUCUGGUAUGGCAUCCUGUGCAUCCUAUUGUGGUCUCAGUUUCUUUUUCUGGAUUGGUUUACAUAUGGGCUAAAGAUUAUACUGAGAACUGGAGUGCAUUUGCUCCCGAUUUCAAAGAGCUUGAGGAAAAUGAAGAGUAUAUUGAAAGAGAAGAUGAAUUUGAUUUGAUGCCUGAAACUGAGAAGGUGAAGGAAUCAGUUGUUAAUGAAGAUGAGGAGGUUGAUAUUAUGAUGGUGGAGAGGGAUUCUGCUUUCAGUGAUUCUGAUAUGUCACAGGGAGAACUUUGUUUCUUGCCAGCAAUUCCCUGUCCAGAUGUUCCUGAACAAGAGAAAUUUAUCAGAAGUGCAUCAAAGUUGGCAGACAGCAAUCAUUCUGGAUCCGCUCUUUCAGAAGAGGCAGGACAGAAUGGGCAAAUCACAAAUCCUGCUUCAAGUCCAGUGGAAGCCAUAGAUAACUCCAUUGCAGAUGAUACGGGUGUAACAUGCUUGAAAAGAAAGCGGAAGCCUUCUGAGAAGGGGUUGGAGUUGCAAGCAGAGAAGGGCAGAAAAUCAUUAACAAAGGUCAAAUCAUCUGGUAAGUCAUCCAAAAGCAAGAAUAAAUCUGCUAUGGGACAGGACAGAGGUAUCUGUGUAUUUGCAGAUGAUGUAACUGAUGAUCCAACAACUAAUUCCUAAUAAUUCUUAUGUUUUUUAUUCUCUAA
Messenger RNA from Nelumbo nucifera (sacred lotus), 2385 nucleotides. RefSeq names its product protein RBL-like. Gene Ontology annotation, molecular function: protein binding. Gene Ontology annotation, cellular component: Set1C/COMPASS complex. The record is from RefSeq and is a predicted model, not a curated record. NCBI's taxonomy places the organism in Eukaryota, Viridiplantae, Streptophyta, Magnoliopsida, Proteales, Nelumbonaceae.